Rhipicephalus sanguineus (brown dog tick) is the source of this 340-nucleotide messenger RNA. RefSeq lists its product as uncharacterized. NCBI's taxonomy places the organism in Eukaryota, Metazoa, Arthropoda, Arachnida, Ixodida, Ixodidae. Gene Ontology annotation, molecular function: metallopeptidase activity. The record is from RefSeq and is a predicted model, not a curated record.
GGCUGGGACACCCAGAUGCGCACCAACAGACCAACGGAACGUUUUGUAGUACCAAUACCAGUGGUGCGGUAAUACGGCAUCGACACGGAAGUGGGAUACAUUGGACAACAUCGACUGCCACAUUAUUUGUAUUUGGAUCGAAGCACUUCAUAUAUAUUACGGAGGAGGACUGGAGUAAUAUGAACCAGACAUUCUUAAAAUGUCCCAUCGGGAAUGGUCCCUUACCUCCAGCAUGUUGAGCCGCGUUUCAAGUUCAAGGUACCAUACAUAGCGCCUUUCCAUGACUGCCAAUAAAUACUGAUGAAAAAACGUGAAUAUAUAAAUAAAUUCGUAUUUUGAA